Messenger RNA from Cooperia oncophora, 1683 nucleotides. Lineage: Eukaryota; Metazoa; Nematoda; Chromadorea; Rhabditida; Trichostrongylidae. The record is from the annotation of a GenBank genome assembly.
AUGGACUCACUGCGACAUUUUUACUUUUAUGCAGCGGUUUCAGCAAAUUUUUUGCAGGCCGCAUACCUAGCAAGAGCAGGAAAAAGUGUGUGCGUUCUUGAAAGGCGAGGGAUUCUGGGAGGAGCAGCAGUUACUGAAGAGAUCAUCCCAGGCUUCAAGUUUUCACGAGCUUCAUAUCUACUGAGUCUUCUACGCCCAGUCGUUAUCAAUGAUCUCAAACUCAAGGAGCAUGGACUGCGUUAUCACAUCCGCAACCCAUCCUCGUUCACCCCUAUCCGAAACUCUGAUAAGAGCCUUCUUCUGGGAUUAGAUAUGAAGGAAAAUUGUGAGGAAAUAGCCAAGUUUUCCAAGCGAGACGCUGAGAUGUUCCCCAAAUACGAGGAGUUCAUACAACGAAUCGUAGGAGCCUUGGAGCCGUUGAUGGAUCAAGUUCCACUAAACAUGCACGAAAGUUCCAAAAGGAAACUGCUUAAAAGUGCAUGGCGGCAGUUCAGAAUAGUACGAGGAAUCGGACUCAGCAACACUGUUGAUUUCUACGAAUUGAUGACGGCACCAAUUGCUAAGGUGAUGAACAAAUGGUUCGAGAGCGACGUGCUAAAGGCAACUCUAGGCACUGAUGGUGUUAUCGGCUUCGCGGCCAGCCCUUACGAUAGCGGAACAGGUUACGUCCUGCUCCAUCAUGUCCUGGGAGGACUGGACAAUCGAUCGGGUACAUGGGGAUAUGUGAUGGGAGGAAUGGGAGCGGUGUCUGAAGCGAUUGCUAAAGCUGCAACAAGUCAUGGUGCCGAACUGUUCACUGAUCAGGAGGUGGACUCAAUUCUAGUAGAAAACAGAACAGCCAAGGGAGUCAGACUGUCGAACGGGAAAGAGGUUCACGCUAACACUGUUCUGUCAAACGCCACACCAAGAGUGACAUUUGAGAAACUACUGAAUGAAUCCGAUCUUUCUCCUGAUUUCCUCAGAUCUGUGAAAUCCAUUGACUACACAUCUCCGGUGACAAAAAUAAACGUUGCGGUGCGGGAGUUGCCAUCGUUUUCGUGCCGUCCAAACACUUCCAACACCCCUCAGCCUCAUCACCAAACCACAGUUCAUCUCAAUUGCGAGAGCAUGGAUGUCGUUCACGAAGGCGUCAGAGACUUCCGUAACGGUCACUGGAGUCGGAGGCCAGUGAUCGAGAUGACAAUUCCGUCUGUGGUCGACCGCUCAUUGGUUCCAGAUGACUCGUCACAUGUGAUUUCACUCUUUACCCAGUGCACUCCAUACUCACUGGAGGAGGGUCCCUGGAACGAAGAACGGAAAGAGCAAUAUGCUAAACAUGUGUUCAACGAAAUCGACUGCUAUGCUCCGAACUUCUCCAGCUCUGUUAUUGGCUAUGAGGUUCUGCCACCACCAGAAAUUGAACGAAUUUUCGGAUUAACAGGAGGAAACAUUUUCCACGGCUCUAUGACUCUCGACCAGCUGUAUUUUAGCCGGCCAGUUGCACGAUUCAGCGAUUUUAGGACUCCGAUCACAGGAUUGUUCCUCUUGCGGAAGUGGAGCUCAUCCAGGUGGAGGAGUGACAGGAGCUCCGGGACGACUAGGAGCGUUGGCUGCUCUUCAAGUAUGAUCACUGAAUCCGCUCAUUGUCGCUGCAUUCGGUUUUCAGUCUCACAAACGACAGUCCUCUAUGAAAUCUGUCGAUGA